Messenger RNA from Teleopsis dalmanni, 1320 nucleotides. Its product is annotated as mevalonate kinase. Gene Ontology annotation, biological process: cholesterol biosynthetic process; isoprenoid biosynthetic process. The transcript has a single exon. The record is from RefSeq and is a predicted model, not a curated record. NCBI's taxonomy places the organism in Eukaryota, Metazoa, Arthropoda, Insecta, Diptera, Diopsidae. Gene Ontology annotation, cellular component: cytoplasm. Gene Ontology annotation, molecular function: mevalonate kinase activity; ATP binding. Bases 20 to 1198 code for a protein of 392 amino acids.
UUUAAUAAUUUUUGUUACGAUGCAGAAAUUUCAAAUAAAAUCUCCAGGAAAAGUUAUACUUCAUGGAGAACAUGCAGUUGUAUAUCAAAAACCGGCUUUAGCCGCAGUUGUCGGGCUUGCCACAAAUCUGCAGUACCGCCCACUACCAGAGAGUCAAACAGCAACAAUAAAAUUAGAUACAUUGAAUUGUACGCUAGAAAUUCAAUUGGAGCAGUUCAAUGCCUUUCUGUCAGCAUUUCGUGCAAAAUACCCCAGUGAGAAACUCGAAUGUACUGCGAAACUACUUGAAGAAGUACGCGCUGAAGUAGCUAAACAGUUAGACAAUUCCGUUACAUCAUCAGCUAAACAACAACACACAAAUAAAGCAUUUCUAUCAAUCUAUUAUCUCCUAUCAGGAGCUAUUAUCUCAUCACCACAAAAUGGCCUAAAAUUGCAAAGUGGUUUUCAGUUACAUAUUGAUUCAGAGCUUAGUAUUGGUGCUGGGCUUGGCAGCUCUGCUUCAUUUGGGGCAGGUAUAGCUACAGCAUUUCUAAUAUUGGCUGGUCACUUUGACAAAGUAACUUAUUUGCAAGAAGAAAAUCAGGCAUUAAUUUCACAUUGGGCUUUUGAAUCAGAGCGUGUCAUGCACGGCACUCCUUCUGGUGUAGAUAAUACGGUUUGCACUUACGGCGGCAUGUUACGUUUCACCAAAGGACAAGGUUUCCAACCAUUAAAAAUACAGAGACCCCUAAAUAUUUUACUUGUAGACUCUCGUGUUAAUCGCAGCACUGCCGAUAUAGUAGCUAAUGUACGUCAUUUGUACGAAACAUUUCCGAAAGUAUUGGAUUCCAUAUGGAGUGCCUGUGAAGAACUUGUAGCUGAAGCUGUACCACUUUACGAAAAUUUUGGAAAUGGUAAAGAUGAUAGCGAAAAAUUUGGAAACCUUGAGCGUUUGUUUCAAAUAAACAAUGAUUUAAUGAAAGCUAUUGGCGUAACUCAUCCUAAGCUGGAACAAAUAUUUACGAUAUCAUUCAAACGUGGAUUUUUCAGUAAAUUAACUGGUGCUGGAGCGGGGGGUUAUGCCAUUGUUUUGUUGCCUGAAAACUAUCAAAGCAAUGAAGUUUAUGGUAAACUUAAGGAGGAAUUGGAAGCAGCUGGAUUUGGAGUGCAAGCUACAACUGCAGGUGGUGAAGGUUUACGCGUGGAAGACCUUGAUUAAAAAUUCGUUUUAAAAUAUUAAAUGUUUAAUGAAAUGCUUUAUUUUUUUCUUUAAUCUUUCAAGAAUGGUAUAAUUUUGUUCUGCUUUAUAAGGUACUUAAUAAAAAUAUCUCAUUAAUUAAA